AUGUCCAUCAAUCUCACUGGAAAAACCUGUCUCGUCACCGGUGGCGCCGGCGGCCUGGGAAAAGCUAUUGCAGCCCGGUUCUUCUCUGCCGGAGCUAACGUGGUCAUUUGCGAUGUUAACGAGGAACGACUCCGGCAGACCUCGUUAGAUCUUGCAGGACCGGAUGGCGACGCGAGACUAAAAAUCAUCAAGACGGAUAUUACCUCCGCGACGCAGGUGCAGACACUAUUCGACGAGAUCGUAACUCAAUACCAGAAGCUCGACAUUCUAAUCAACAAUGCCGGAAUCAUGGACCACUUCGACCCCGUCGGUGAUCUCGAUGAGGGCCUGUGGAAUAAAGUCAUAGCGGUGAACCUGACAGCACCGUUUUUGUUGAGUAAACUGGCUGUGCGGAAUAUGCUGGCGCAGGAGGUUGUCCAGGGGUGUAUUGUGAAUAUCGUGUCCCUAGCUGGGAAGGCUGGCUUCAUGGCGGGCGCCGCUUAUACCGCUAGCAAACAUGGCCUCGUUGGCUUGACGAAGAACACGGCCAGCUUUUACGGCUCCAAGGGAAUCCGGUGUAACGCGCUGAUGAUGGGUGGGAUGAUGACGAAUAUCACCGAUGCAUUCAUGUCUAACAUCAAUAUGGAAGGAAAGGACAAGGCCGUGGGGCUCAUGACUGCUGCAGGAGUACCGCUAUGCGAUGUGGAUCGAGUGGCCGAGCUGUGUCUGUCUAUCUCGUGCGGCCCUGGGGCAGAGCUAAUCAACGGGACAUGUAUCCCGGUUGAUCAUGGACUGUCGGGGUUGUUGGGCUGA
Messenger RNA from Aspergillus sclerotioniger CBS 115572, 792 nucleotides. Its product is annotated as SDR family NAD(P)-dependent oxidoreductase. The transcript has 2 exons. Bases 1 to 792 code for a protein of 263 amino acids. Gene Ontology annotation, molecular function: oxidoreductase activity. The record is from RefSeq and is a predicted model, not a curated record. NCBI's taxonomy places the organism in Eukaryota, Fungi, Ascomycota, Eurotiomycetes, Eurotiales, Aspergillaceae.